AUGCCCCCUCCCCCCCAGACCAACAUAGGGUCUAUCCUGGCAGCAGUGAACCCCUAUAAGCAGAUCCCAGGUCUGUAUGACCCAGAAGCAGUAGGCCUGUAUAGUAGACACCACCUGGGAGAGCUGCCCCCCCACAUCUUCGCUGUGGCCAACGAGUGUUACCGCUGCCUCUGGAAGAGGCACGACAGCCAGUGUGUUCUCAUCAGGUCAGUUCACCAGGGGCUUGGGAACCCACAUGGCAUUAACUAGUAACUAAUCACAACAGACUAGAGACUCCAACACACACAUAAACACAAACACACACACACAAGUAGUUUAAUACAUGGUGAACUUGUACUGAACCCCAUUUAGUGUAUAUAGUCAUAUGUCAUGUAUAUAGUCAUAUGUCAUGUAUAUAGUCAUAUGUCAUGUAUAUAGUCAUAUGUCAUGUAUAUAGUCAUAUGUCAUGUAUAUAGUCAUAUGUCAUGUAUAUAGUCAUAUGUCAUGUAUAUAGUCAUAUGUCAUGUAUAUAGAUAGCUGACAUGCGUGUGUCUAUCUCCAUGUAUAUAGAUAGCUGACAUGCGUGUGUCUAUCUCCAUGUAUAUAGAUAGCUGACAUGCGUGUGUGUAUCUCCAUGUAUAUAGAUAGCUGACAUGCGUGUGUCUAUCUCCAUGUAUAUAGAUAGCUGACAUGCGUGUGUCUAUCUCCAUGUAUAUAGAUAGCUGACAUGCGUGUGUCUAUCUCCAUGUAUAUAGAUAGCUGACAUGCGUGUGUCUAUCUCCAUGUAUAUAGUCAGCUGAUAUGCGUGUGUGUAUCUCCAUGUAUAUAGUCAGCUGACAUGCGUGUGUCUAUCUCCAUGUAUAUAGUCAGCUGACAUGCGUGUGUCUAUCUCCAUGUAUAUAGAUAGCUGACAUGCGUGUGUCUAUCUCCAUGUAUAUAGAUAGCUGACAUGCGUGUGUCUAUCUCCAUGUAUAUAGUCAGCUGACAUAUCUGUGUGUGUAUCUCCAUGUAUAUAGAUAGCUGACAUGCGUGUGUCUAUCUCCAGCGGCGAAUCAGGAGCAGGGAAGACUGAGAGUACCAAGCUGCUGCUCCAGUUCCUGUCUGUGAUGUCACAGAAGUCUGCCGGGACAGCCCCCUCUAAGAGGAGCACCCGCGGGAGCAGCCAUCGUACAGAGCAA
Coregonus sp. 'balchen' is the source of this 1157-nucleotide messenger RNA. The record is from the annotation of a GenBank genome assembly. Lineage: Eukaryota; Metazoa; Chordata; Actinopteri; Salmoniformes; Salmonidae.